Girardinichthys multiradiatus is the source of this 1752-nucleotide messenger RNA. Its product is annotated as germ cell-specific gene 1-like protein. The transcript is spliced from 5 exons. Bases 250 to 1212 code for a protein of 320 amino acids. Gene Ontology annotation, cellular component: plasma membrane. The record is from RefSeq and is a predicted model, not a curated record. Lineage: Eukaryota; Metazoa; Chordata; Actinopteri; Cyprinodontiformes; Goodeidae.
CAGAGGGAUGCUCCGCUCUCAGCCUCACUUCUCUGAGCUCUCUGACGGAGCGGCUCUCAGCUGCAGGACCUCAGCAGAGAAGCUGUAGUAGAUGGAAGAAGACAUUUAUAACUCCGAGCUCUCAGUCUGCGCUGAGGACAACCCUGAAGGAAGGAGACGCGCGUAAAGCCUCCGCGCCAUGCAGCCUCUCCGCUCCCUCCUCUGACCGCCUCUGUCUCCCUGCUUCCCGCAUGGUUCUGGCGGGAAACCAUGAAGACGACGCGGAAAUGUCGCGCGCUGCUGUCGGUAGCUUUGAACCUGGCGGCUCUGUUCUUCUCCACCACCGCCUUCGUCACCACAUACUGGUGCGAGGGCACCCAGCGCGUCCCCAAGCCCAACUGCAGCAAGCAGCGGAGCCACAACUGCAUCGACUACGGCGUGAACGAGACGGACCAGAACAAGGUGCACUACAGCUGGGAGACCGGGGACGACCGCUUCCUCUUCCGCCGUUUCCACACCGGCAUCUGGUACUCCUGCGAGGAGAACAUCCACGGAGCAGGUGAGAAGUGCCGGAGCUUCAUUGAUCUGGCCCCAGCGUCAGAGAGAGGUGUGUUGUGGCUGUCUGUGGUUUCGGAGGUGCUGUACAUCCUGCUCCUGGUGGUCGGCUUCAGCCUCAUGUGUCUGGAACUUUUCCACUCCAGCAACGUCAUCGAUGGACUCAAACUCAAUGCCUUCGCUGCCGUCUUCACCGUGCUCUCCGGUCUUCUGGGUAUGGUGGCCCACAUGAUGUACACUCAAGUGUUCCAGAUCACAGUCAGUCUGGGUCCUGAAGACUGGAGGCCCCACAGCUGGGACUAUGGUUGGUCCUUCUGCAUGGCGUGGGGUUCUUUCACCUGUUGCAUGGCCGCCUCCGUCACCACCCUCAACUCCUACACCAAGACAGUCAUCGAGUUCCGACACAAACGCAAGAUGUUCGAGCAGGGGCUACGCGAGGAGCAGAACUUCCUGGACCAGGAGGCCUUCCACUACUUCCAGGAUCGCUCCCUCCGGUCCAUCUCCAGCACGGUGGAGGUAUACCCCGGCCACAGCGGCCAUAGAGCUGGCCUCAUUGUUGGCGGCCCAGGACAUGGCCCCGGUCCGGGUACAGGUCCAGUGCAUGGGAAAAUGAGGGGCACAUCAGCUUCCAUAGACCUGGGGGAGAACACAGACUCUCUGGGGGAGGAGCAGUGCUGAGAGCUGGAGGCUGAUGGUAUCUUUAACUCUGGACCAUUCUCUUCUGACAAGCACAGCGGUCAUUACUUUCUGUUUGCAGGAACCAACAAACAAGCUGAACCUGAAACAAAGUGGGAUUAAACAUGACAGAUGCUGUAUGUUCAUGUCAAAUUAAAUGAUGUCAGUCUAAAAUGUGAAAAUGCAAUUAAGUCUGUCACACAUUUGGGUAAAGAGUAGAUGUUGUCCAGCAUACAAUCAUUUCCAGCAUGUGAAGGUAUCUUGUGAAAUAUUUAUUUUUUAAGACAUUAGCAGUUGAGCUAGUGUAACAUUUGAUGAUCAGAGUUCACUGUAGCAGGAAUUUAGUGGAUAUAAAAGAAAGUCAAGAAGCAGAACUACAAGAACAGAGAAGAUUCUGAAGAACAACCGUCUGUGAUUUACCGAUGUCUUUUGCUUAGUCCUGUUAGGAAAAUGCUGAAUCCCUGGUUGCCAUGGUGGCCCAUUGCUUAGAGAUGUGUAAAAGGUUUGGCUCAAAUGUGUUUAAAUAAAAGGCUGGGACUUGUA